AUGGACAAUAGUGAUUUCCAUAGCAUUGCACGAGGCGCAUCCAUAUAUCGCAAGAAGUUGCCAACGGAGCUCUGGAUUGAGAUAUCGGAAAUCGUCGCAAGCGAUGACGCAAGAACCCUAGACAUCUGGGCUUUAGAUGUAGAUCAAGUCCAACUGAAGGCCCUAAGUCCAUCGCAACGCAAAUUGUUCCCAUAA
Sclerotinia sclerotiorum 1980 UF-70 is the source of this 195-nucleotide messenger RNA. RefSeq lists its product with no specific name. NCBI's taxonomy places the organism in Eukaryota, Fungi, Ascomycota, Leotiomycetes, Helotiales, Sclerotiniaceae. The coding region runs from base 1 to 195 and encodes 64 amino acids. The record is from RefSeq and is a predicted model, not a curated record. The transcript has a single exon.